Molecule: messenger RNA, 936 nt
Organism: Physcomitrium patens
Lineage: Eukaryota; Viridiplantae; Streptophyta; Bryopsida; Funariales; Funariaceae
Source: RefSeq, a predicted model, not a curated record
AACGGAGGAGGAGGCCAGCUCAAGUGAGUGAGUGAGAGAGGGGAACUGAGCUGAGCUCUGCCUCGGUUCCCCCUUCCCAGUGUUGUGGUGUAUGUGUGUGUGUGAUGUGUUGGAGAAUUGAUCAUAUUCGAGGGAGAGGACGGGCUGCUGCAGGAUUCCGUUGUGGGCAUUCUUUCUGACACUGUUCCGACAGGAUGACGCAGUUGCUGCGCGUUGGAUUCGGCUUGAAAGGGUGCGAGCGGACGGACUUGGGGACCUUUCACGCGCAGAGGGCGCUGGGCGGACGAGGCCGGGCGCAGACGUGCAGAGUGGAGGCAUUCUUUGGAAUUGGAACUGGAGGAGGAGGGUCGGGGCAGGGCAAGGCGGCAGGGAAAGGGUGCGGUAAGUGCAAAGGGAAAGGGGGCGUGGAAUGUCAGGGUUGCAAAGGGACUGGGAAGAACAAGAAGAACGGCAACAUGUUUGAGCGUUGGAAGUGCUUCGAUUGCCAGGGAUUCGGCCUCGUGAAGUGCCCCAAUUGUGGGGCAGGCGGCCUCACCCCUGAGCAACGCGGAGAGCGUUGAAUCUUACGCUCGGCUCAACUCAGACUAGCUGGUCUGGUCGUUUCUUGUGUGGUGGAAGCAUUAGCGAAUGCACAUACCAGAUUUAUAGGCUUUCUAGCUGCUGUGUGGCGAUGUAUAAUAUUCUUCUGUGGCUUCAAUUUCUAGCAGAUUUCGGUCAUUGAUAACAAGCUAUGAUUUCAGUCUUCGAACUCUUGCCACUGCUGAGUUUGGCCUAUGCUGUUGCCAUUGGUGACAUCCAAUUUUCGUCCAGACAAGUUUUGGCUUUGUAGUUUUACCAACAUUUUGCAGUGUACACCGACCAAUCUCUUGCAGUUUGGUACAAGGAGAGGGCUUUGUCGAUUCUGCUCACCCCAUGAGAUGAGUUGCUUCACACAAA